Microdochium trichocladiopsis is the source of this 2112-nucleotide messenger RNA. Its product is annotated as P-loop containing nucleoside triphosphate hydrolase protein. The coding region runs from base 1 to 2112 and encodes 703 amino acids. The transcript has 4 exons. Lineage: Eukaryota; Fungi; Ascomycota; Sordariomycetes; Xylariales; Microdochiaceae. Gene Ontology annotation, molecular function: 3'-5' DNA helicase activity; ATP binding; DNA binding. Gene Ontology annotation, biological process: recombinational repair. The record is from RefSeq and is a predicted model, not a curated record.
AUGCCUGAACCAUUGAAGAUGAACAAGACGGCUCUCGUCUGUGUCAUCAUUGGCAUCUUGCUUUUCUCUAUCAACAUCCUAGUCUUGAUUUUGCGGCUCAAAACCCGGAAGAAGUCGCGCCCUCAGGGCCCGCCGUACUUUCGUGGCUGGGAUAACUGGUUUGCGAUCAUUGCAACAGAGACAACGGCGGAAGCCAUCGUCUCGUCAAACCCGGACAAGUCUGUGGCGGUGCUGACUUACCCGAAGCGCCUACAGUCAGAGACAGCCGACCGCUUGCGAAAAUACAACAACUGCGAUGUCUACACCUUUCACCGCAUGGCGGGCAAGUUGUUCCCUUCGGUGGUGCACAAUGACGGCAUCUUGACCGGACUUCGUCGUUCUCGCGCUCGGCCCAUGUGGACUGAAAGGCCUUAUGAUAUCGUCAUUCUGGAUGAGAUGCAAGACUGCACGGAGCUGUUGUUCUGGCUGGUCCCCGUCUUUAUCCGCCGCAUUACACGUAAUAGUGGUCGGGCACCACGUAUCGUCGUUCUCGGGGAUGAGAGACAGGCCAUAUACGAUCCUGCCAUCAUAACCGGCCUAUCGCCAGACCCUUGGGACCGUAUGAACGCUCAACAAGAGUUUCCGUUCAUCAACAAGGCCUUUUUGCAUGAAGACUACAUCGUAGGCUCGCACGACGGCACCGAACCUUUCUAUAUCCACGUCAAUCCUUUCAAAGGAGACCUUCUGGCCGCACACUUGGAGCCCCUCAUUCGCAAACACGGAGUCGAGCGCACGGCCAUCCUUGGCCCCUCUGUCAGUAAGAACCGAGCCAUAUCGAGCUUGACGAUUUGCCUGACCGGGAAGUGGAACAUGCCCGUUGCCGAACCAGUGUCGGAUAACGUGGCUCUGGACGAUUCCGUCGUUCGUGGCAAGAUCUGUGUGUCGACUAUCCACCAGUUCAAGGGGAGUGAGCGCGACCUGGUGAUUCUGUACGGCCUCGACGACUACUACUUCGAGAUGGCUGCAAAUCAGCCCGACGAUACAUAUCCCAAUAACAUAUUCGUGGCGCUCACUCGGUCUUCGAAGCAGCUGGUCGCAAUCCACAACGCCGCACGUGAGAUAAUGCCGUUUUUGGAUGUGCCACAACUCCGCAGGACUGCGAAUCACCAGUUCCUCGAACCGGAAACGGCGUCAUCUUUCAAGACGAGAGCUCCAGCAAAGACGACGAAGGAGGGAGUGCACCUCCCGAAUAGAGUCGCGGCGUCUAGCAUUGCGCGACACGUCUCCGACGAGACACUUGAUGCCAUUGUGGCCAGACAUGCUAUAAUCACCACGCGGGCACCCGCGCUACCCUUCUCCGAACACAUCAACGCCCCAGAUGUGGCCCUCAUAGACCCAGUGCGACGCCAUUUUGAAGCGGUAAGCGACAUCAACGGCAUAGCUGUUGUCGCAGCAUACGAGUUCGAGGUCUGCCGAACGCUGACGACGCUGGGGCAUCAUGAGAGAGCUUCCAUUCUGUCGAAAGUGCCCAAGGAGGGGCGCAGGAGGACAUUGUGGCUCUGCCGCGAGGCUUGUCGCUAUCUGUCGAAGCUUUCGACUUAUCGCUCUCGACUCCCGCAAAUGCGCGGUCACAAGUUUGACUGGCUGGAGCAUCACCUCGCAGUGGGUUGUGCUCGGUUACGGGACCAGUUCCCGUCCGCCACCCCGGCGGCUUUGGACUUUGAGCACGAGCUUAAUGCAACGUUGUCGGUAUAUGUUGAUGGUAGCCAGGACGAAGCCAAUCAGGCCCAGUCUACGACGAUUCAUGGCCAGGUCGACAUAGUCCAAAAGCAUCUAGCAGAUUCCAUUGACGGCAGUGACCCUCACCAGGAGGUGACGUUGUGGGAGAUCAAAUUUGUAAGCCAGCUCACGACAGAGCAAGCCAAUCACGGGGAUACCGUGCCGAAUGUGGUGCUUUACAACGUGCGAGACGGCGAGAAGUGGGAGAUAUCCCCCAUGGACCCAGCCGUUGGUUUGCAGAAGCUCGUGGAGGAGGUCCUGCGGGCGAAGUACACUUCGCGGAGGAUGCUAUCGGACGAUGAGUUCCUGGAUGUGUGUGCCACGGCACGCAAGGAAGUAGAAGGACUUUUUUGA